This is a messenger RNA of Cucurbitaria berberidis CBS 394.84, 1083 nucleotides long. RefSeq lists its product as uncharacterized. The transcript has a single exon. The record is from RefSeq and is a predicted model, not a curated record. Lineage: Eukaryota; Fungi; Ascomycota; Dothideomycetes; Pleosporales; Cucurbitariaceae. The coding region runs from base 52 to 771 and encodes 239 amino acids.
CGCGACACUGCUCCAGACGAUCCCCACGCGACUCUACACCAGAUCGCAAAGAUGAAGUCACUGCUCAUUCUUCCUGCUCUCGCCGCUGGCAUACUCGCCUCCAAGGUCGCGCUCAAUAAUCAUGAGCUCGCAGCCCUGCUCGGACGUGCGAUCGACCCCAUAAUCAUGGAUCCAACUCAACUCUCCGUGCUUUCGGUGCUCCGAACAGCUAUGCCUACUGCCUCAGACACUCCCAUGCCCCAAGAUGACUUCGAACCCGAGUGGUAUCAGAACCUCCCUCAGGAUGUCAAGAGCCUGCUACCAUCACUGUACCCCGCGACUACGACUGCUACUCCCACUGACAGAGCGACAUCUGUGACUGAGGUGGUGAGUCAGACGCCUGUCCCAUACGCUGCUUCGUCGAUUGGCGAAUCGUUAUCGUUACUGCCCUCGUCCACCGUCCUGGUAUCCUCGACUUUGGCCAACACAGGCACGGUAAAUGAUACCCUACCUGUUACAUCCGCGCCCACGUCUACAUCUAUUCCCGCGUCUUCGUCACUUUGGACUUCGCAAACCACCGUCACUAAAACACUGCAGUAUGCGCCCACUACCCCGACUGGCAAGAACUCUACAUGGAUUACUGCCUCCGCAAAUGGUACACUUCCUACCGCAUCGCCCUUACCUUCGCCUUCGGGAUCCUUCUCAGCCGGAGCUAAGACUGCUGUUAAGAUGGAGACGCUCGCCGCGAUCGUGUGGAUUAGCGUUGGCGUGGGCUUCUUCAUCUUCGCAUAGAGCAUUUCACCACCGUGCGCAGCAUCUGCGCCCUGUUGCUUCUGCUCGGCGGAUACGAGUUGAGCUAUACUGCGCUCUACAGGCUGGAAUAUGGACUAAGCUUGAAAGGUCUUCACGGACGUUGCUGGAUGAACGAAUGGUUCUGUCUUGGUGUAUUUGAACGCAAAGGAUCUGGGUAUGGGCCAAAAGAUCUCGGAGCACGACGGUUCCUCCUUCCUUUUCACAUGGCAUUAGCGGAGUGGCGGAGCGCAUCAUGUGUACAUUACUCCCGAGAUAUCCCAAUGCUGCUCCAUUGUGUUUUCCAUAUCGGCG